UUCUCAAUUUGUUAUUAAUAAACUUUAGCUGUUAGAAAUACAAGUGGCAUACAAUAUUUCAUGCUGGAGACAUUUUAAAAAACAAUACAACCUUUGGUUAUCACUGAGAAUGAUAGUGAAUAAGGCCAAGGUGUGUUUCAAACAAUUACAAGUGGUAUGAAAAAGAAAGAUACAAUGCUAUCAAUAGGAACUAUCAACUGGCUAUUUGUGUGCGGACUGGCAUUUUGUUUAGGAGGAGUAGUUGUGUUGAGUUUCAUGCCUUUGGGUUCAGAUUGCAUAUGUCCACUUAGCCGCGGUCAAAAGAAGACAAGCUCCGCAUUGUACAAUGUGCAUUCUGAGUUAGAUGGCACCGAGCUGAAAGCGGAGCACAAGUUAGCUGUGUUAGUGCCAUUUCGUGAUCGAUUCGAAGAAUUGCUACAAUUUGUGCCACACAUGACAAAGUUCCUUAAACGUCAAGGAAUAGUUCACAAAAUAUUUCUGCUGAAUCAAGUAGACCGGUAUCGCUUUAACCGUGCUUCACUUAUAAAUGUUGGUUUUCGUUUCACAAGUGAAGUGUAUGACUAUAUUGCAAUGCACGAUGUGGACUUAUUGCCGAUCAACGACGCCUUGUUUUAUAAAUAUCCCAGCGCAGCUGGUCCACAUCAUAUAGCAGCACCUGAAUUACAUCCCAAGUAUCACUACGAAACAUUUGUUGGUGGUAUUUUGUUGGUGCGUUGUGAACACUUUAAACAAGUAAAUGGGAUGUCGAAUAAAUACUGGGGUUGGGGUUUGGAAGAUGACGAAUUCUAUGUGCGUAUUAGAGACGCUGGUCUAAGAGUUACGCGACCAGAGAAUAUCAAUACUGGAGUCAACGAUACAUUCAGUCAUAUACAUAAUCGUUAUCACCGCAAACGCGAUACACAAAAGUGUUUUAAUCAAAAAGAAGUUACACGUAAACGUGAUCGACAAACAGGUCUGAAUACAUUAAACUACAAAAUACUGAAAGUCCAUGAUAUGUCUAUAGAUGGUAUCUCGAUAACUGUUUUGAAUAUUCUGCUCGAAUGUGACAUUAAAGAAACGCCGUGGUGUGAUUGUUCCGGUAAUGCCGCAGCCGCUUCCGCGGUGUCCACAUGAUUGUUUUUGAGUCAAUCAACUGUGCUAUAAACUCGCAAUAUAGUUGUCAUCUAUCAUUUUGUAUGAAUUUAGUUAAAAUUAAAAUUUAAUUUAUAGUUCCUUAGUUCAAUAAAAGUGACUUAAAUCAUUGACAGA
Molecule: messenger RNA, 1248 nt
Organism: Bactrocera tryoni
Lineage: Eukaryota; Metazoa; Arthropoda; Insecta; Diptera; Tephritidae
Gene: beta4GalT7
Product: beta-1,4-galactosyltransferase 7
Exons: 3
Coding region: 157-1113 (318 amino acids)
Biological process (GO): proteoglycan biosynthetic process; carbohydrate metabolic process
Molecular function (GO): xylosylprotein 4-beta-galactosyltransferase activity
Source: RefSeq, a predicted model, not a curated record